CAGCCUCGGCCCGCGACGGCCUCUGGGCUCCUUUCAGCGGCGCUCCUCGGGCUCGGCCGGCGCGGAACCGGCGUCCCCUCCUCCCUUGCGGUGGGCGGCGGCUUGGGCCCGGGGCCCCGCGGAAGCCGACAGAAUGAGUCUGCAGAUCUUAAGUGACGAAAAUAUCACCAGUGAAAAAAAUGCAGAAAACUGUGACUUCCUGUUUUCACCACCAGAACUUAGUGGAAGAUCAUCUGUUCUUCGUCCAUCACAGAAAGAAAAUGUGCUCCCCAGAAACCAGGCAAAAGCUGCAAAGGUGACUUUUCAGACACCACUGCGGGAUCCACAGACACACAAGAUCUUAAGCCCUAGUAUGACCAGCAAACUUGAGACUCAUUUUGCUUUGGAUGACAGUGUUGGAUUAGAAAACUACUGUGUCUGGCCACAGAAAGACAACCAACAGUUCCCCAGAGCUACCAAUGGAUUUCUCCAGAAAGAAGCAGUGGUCAAUGCUGACUCUCCUCCAAAGGACACAAACUCAGCUUUUGGAGAUGAUGGUUCCAGCAAGCCUAGCUCAGCCCCUCUGGCUGACACAAGUUCCUCGGGCUCUUGCCAGAGCCCAGCAAGUCCUAAAGUCUGCACGGCGUCACCCACCGUGUCUGGCAGCCCUAGGCAGGCCUUCAAGGGAAGCACCAGCUCUUACUCACUAGAUGAAAGCUUGCCAUCUGCCUCUAAGACCCUGGAAGAGCCUCCUGGAGAGACGGCGUACAAACUCGAGGCAGAGGCCUCUCCCGGAGUCUCAGAAGAAAGCGCACACAGUGCUGUCUCGGUUGUGGCUGCUUCCCCUACUGGCACAAGCUCUGAAGACCUGCAUGGUGGAGGAGCACCCCCCACAGACCCAACUAGUGAGGUCCCAGCCUGCCCUGAGGUUGUGAGCGCCCCUGAGCUAACAGCUGAUGCCUGGUCCCCACCCCAGCUGUGCUCAUCUGGUACUGAGAACGCAGCCCCAGCCAGCCCUCUGCCAUCUGUCGAGGCCACAGAUCCAAGCCUUAGGGAGGAAGAAGCCACCAGCCAAAUGGAUGUUCCUUCAAGGUGUAACUCUUUGAGGCUGGAGUUCAACUUCUCUGAUGACACCAGCACUGAAAGGGCUCCUCCAUCGAGGAGAUUAGCCAAAAGACCCGGCCUCCAGCCUCCCCUGAGGGGGUCAGAGGCAAGGCAGCAGCAGGACCCCAAGGAGCCAGACGGGAGCGAUGGACCGAGAGUGGGGGACAAGUGCCCCAAGGCUGCUUCCUUGAACUCUAAUCACAUUGACCUGGACAAGCUGGACAACCCAGAUUCAAGUCCACGGGGUGACCCCAAAUCUGGCUGCCGAGAGGCCCAGCCCCCAGGAAGCCCCCAGAUGAGAGUGGUGCACCCAGCGGCUCCACCACUGAGCACGGGGCCUGUGGCUACUGAGAACUCACCACCAAGCCAGCAGCUGUGUUCAGCCCGUGCAGACGAUACGCAGGCACCUGAGAGUCCAAGAGCAAAAGGCAAGGAGGGAACCCUGACUUCCUCAAACACUUUGGCUCCCACAAGCUGUGUGGACAGUUUGCUGAUUGCCCAUCCUGCUGAGCCAGUGCCUGGAUCUCCUCAGCAGGAGCUGAAGGACGAGAGCUUCCGAGACCCAGCUGAGGUUCUAGGCACCUGUGCUGAGGUGGAUUACCUGGAACAGUUUGGAACUUCCUCGUUUAAGGAGUCGGCUUGGAGGAAGCAGUCCUUGUACCUGAAGUUUGACCCACUCCUGAAAGACAGCCCUCUUCGGCCAGUAUCUUUGGUCCCAGCAGUAAACAGCCCGCAGGACACCGGCAAGCCUGCCUCCGGAAACCUACUGGAAGCCAAGCUGGUGGAGUUGGACUUUCUGGGCGCCCUGGAUGGUCCUCAGGUGCCUGGCCCAUCCCCGUGUGUCCCUGGGCUUGGAGAUGUGUCUACUGGGCCCAUUGUGGAGGUGCUACAGUACAGCCAGAAAGACCUGGAUGCAGCGGUGAGUGCGGUACAGCAGGAGAACCUGGAGCUGAAAAGCAAGUGUGAGGAGCUCUACCUGAAAUACCUGGAGAUGGGGAAGAUCGUGGACGGGUUUGAAGAGAUCGUGCACCAUUCAAUGGAGGAGACCCAGAAACAGAAGGAGCUUGCCCAAGCCAAAAUCCAGAAGGUUCUAAAGGAGAGAGACCAACUUACUGCAGACCUGAACUCCCUGGAGAAGUCAUUCUCUGACCUCUUCAAGCGAUUUGAGAAGCAGAAGGAGGUGAUUGAAGGUUACCGCAAGAACGAAGACUCCCUGAAGAAGUGUGUGGAGGAGUACAUAGUGAGGAUUGAAAAGGAGGGCCAGAGGUACCAGGUGCUGAAGGUCCACGCAGAGGAGAAGCUCAAACUAGCAAAUGAGGAGAUCGCUCAGGUGCGAAGCAAGGCCCAAGCAGAGGCCUUGGCCUUCCAGGCCAGCCUCAGGAAGGCACAGAUGCAGAUUCACUCGCUGGAGAAGACCGUGGAGCAGAAGACUAAAGAGAACGAGGAACUGUCCAAGAUCUGUGAUGACCUCAUCUCCAAGAUGGAGAAGAUCUGAGCACAGCCAGCCCACCCGUCUGUCUGUCCACCUGUCCAUUCUUCUGUCUCAUUUCCAAGAUGGAGAAGAUCUGACCACAGCCAUCCUCCCUUCUGUCCCCCCGUUGGUUCUCCUGUCUGUCUGACUUGUCUUAGUUUUGAGUUCUUACAGCCUCAGCUUACUUUUAAAGUAGAUCGAUUUUAAGAAGUCUAAAUAAAGUUUCUCUAUAUUCAAAC
Perognathus longimembris pacificus (Pacific pocket mouse) is the source of this 2793-nucleotide messenger RNA. RefSeq names its product transforming acidic coiled-coil containing protein 3 (gene Tacc3). Gene Ontology annotation, biological process: mitotic spindle organization; cell population proliferation; cerebral cortex development. NCBI's taxonomy places the organism in Eukaryota, Metazoa, Chordata, Mammalia, Rodentia, Heteromyidae. Gene Ontology annotation, cellular component: cytoplasm. The transcript is spliced from 16 exons. The coding region runs from base 134 to 2578 and encodes 814 amino acids. The record is from RefSeq and is a predicted model, not a curated record.